GGGACGCUGAUUCGCGGUGUUUCGCCGACUUCAAUGGCUUCUGAGAUCCGUCGUAAUCUUUCUGUUGGGAAGAUUUAUAUUGUAAAGUCCUUUGGCUUGAGCAACCCGCCGAAUCAGUAUCGCCCAUGUUCCUUUGAUUUGGCUUUGGGUCUCUCGCCCUCGACUUCUUUUCAGGCCUGUGGUCUUCUUGCUGAGAGUUUUCCGGUUGAUGCGUAUGAGUUUGUGUCUUUCUCCCAGUUGAGCAUGCGUGCUGAUGUCGUUGGCCGACUCCAUUCAAUCAGUGGAAUAUCUCAUAAAAUCACUAAUAACGGCCCUGCAGUCAAGCAAACGGUUAUCAUCGAGGAUGAAAGUGGAGCGAAGGUUACUAUUACACUUUGGGAUGAGUUUUCUGCGUUGUUGGACCAUGUUGCACUCACUCAGGCUGACUCGAUUGAAGCUGUGAUUCUCGCAUUCGGUGGCUUGCUGGUUAAUAAGUUGGGAGAUGAUUAUAUUCUCUCGAGCUCAGCUGGUACACGCAUAGCCGUCAACCCUCCUGUACCGAAGGCUUACUAUCUUGCUUCUAGGUUCGCUGAAAAGCAUGAAGUUGUUGAGUCCUUGCCAGUGGAAUUUGCUACCGCUGCUGACGCUACUGCUGAUGCAGAACGACGUACCAAGAGUUUGGAUCAGCUGUUGAGCUUGUCUCGAAUGAAUUCCUCACUGGAAGAGAAGUAUCGUUGUGGUGGAGUGAUUGUUGAUGUCGAGUCGAGUACUCCUUGGUAUUACAUUUCGUGCAAGCUAUGUUCGAGAGCAGUUUCAAAGCGUCGAGACAAUUCGUUUUGGUGCCCAAAAGAUUGGCAGCUGGAAGAGGAGCAAACCCGAGUCAAGUUUCCUCAUCGUCCUGGUCAGCUGCCCCCGCAGUUGCAUCAAUUACGAGGUCAGUAUGUCAAGUUUGAUAGUAAGUUACCAUUGCCUGGUCCUACUGGCUUCUCUUCGGGCGAGUUCCGUGUAACUCAGGUUGUCCCGCUUGAUGACCCUUUGGUGGUUGGCGAUUUGCUUGAGUUCUCUUCGCUAUCUCCGUUACCUGGUCCUGUUGCUGCUGUUCCGACUUUGACUAUAGGUGCAGCAAGCGUCGCGGGUGGUUCUUCAGCUUCAUCUAGGGUUGCGAAGGGAAAGGAAAAGGUUUCAGGUGUUCUGCUCACUAAGGAAUCAACAGCUCCGUUUAGCAUCACUGAAGGGCCAGACGAGGCUGUUAGUCCGAGAGUCGAGGAUUUGCAUAUUCCUCCUCCUGCAAAUGUCGAAAGCAAAGGUGUUGUUGCUGGCCCCAAGAUUCUCGGGAGAUCUCAUUCCUCGGGGAUUAGUGUACAGGUUGGCUCUAGCCCAGCUGCUGCGGCUGUACCCGUUGUUUCUUCAGCCCAGUCCUGUACACCAUCUGACAGAUCUUCUCCUUCGAUGAUUACCAAGCUUACAUCCAGAAUCGAUGAGUCUGCCGGCCCUGAGGAUGUUGGUCGUGGUUCGUUGACAUCUGCUGCAAAGAUUCUGAAGCCAUCCCCUGAGUCAUCUCCUGGGAAGACCUCUGGUUUAGCCGCUGGCUCUUCGUCUGCGUCAUUAUUGGUUUCUCCACUCGCCAAGAUCAAGGUGGAGAAGUUAGACGAUGCUGAUGCUCCUCCUCUGCCACAUGUCGGUUCCUCGCAGGCUGGUGCUGAGAUGGAAGAGGAUUCUCCAGUUGACAGUCAUAAAAAUCCAACUGCGAAACGUGCUUUGUUCAAGAGGUUUCGGGAAUGCAGCGCUUGUAGUUACAUGGAUAUUCUCAUUUUGGACCCUGGGUUUCGAGAAUAA
Messenger RNA from Linum tenue, 1815 nucleotides. The record is from the annotation of a GenBank genome assembly. NCBI's taxonomy places the organism in Eukaryota, Viridiplantae, Streptophyta, Magnoliopsida, Malpighiales, Linaceae.